UUAGUCAGCCGUGACCUUUGAGUAACCUUUCUGUAGGAGGGGGAAGAGACGGAAAAAAGAGAUAUAUAGGCACAAGAGAGGAAAGAAAGAAGGAAAACAGAUGGAUUGAGGGGGAAAAGUGGGGAGAGUGAGCUAUGUUCGGUGCAGGCGAGAGAGAGAAAACAGAGACCAGAGAGGUGUGAGGGAGAGAAAAAGAGCGCUUGGCACACAGACACACACAGAAGAGGGGGGAGGCGUUUGUUUCCCCUCCUCUCCUCUGCCUCUGGCUUUAAAAAAGUGAAACAGCCCUUUGAAGAGGGAGCGAGGGGGGGGCGGCCCUGAACUCCCAUCCAGCCUGGACUGUAAGGAGCAUUUAGUGUUAGACGCUAACCCAGAUAGCAGACACAACACAGAGAGCCAGCUGAGGAGCUGACAGAGCACAGUCAUGAACGACAUCAAGCUGGCCCUGCUGGGGAGCCAGGGGGCUGGGAAAUCAGCUGUCCUUGUGCGGUUCCUGACCAGGCGCUUCAUCGGUGAAUAUGCCUCCAACACCAAUUCUCUGUACCAUAAAAGACUGUCAAUUGAUGGCAGGCAGCUGAACCUGGAGGUUUUUGAUCCCUGCUCUCAGAGCUCGGAGGCCAGGUGUAUACUGGAGGAGCCGGUGGACUGGGCAGAUGGCUUUGUGGUUGUGUACAACAUCAGCGACCGCACCUCCUUCAUCAACGCCAAGAACAUCCUUCGGCAGAUUCGGGAGACGCGCAUGGACAACUGCAAAGGGGACUCGGAGGUUCCUGUGUGUCUGGUGGGUAACAAGCAGGACCUGUGUCACGUCCGGCAGGUACGUGAGGACGAGGGCCGCUGCCUGGCUCAGGAGAACCGCUGUCACUUCCAGGAGGUGUCAGCGGCCGAGAGCUACCAGGACAUCGCCAACCUCUUCACACAACUCAUCCGACAGGUGAUGGAUCACCUGAAGUACAGAGCCGACCGACGACGCUACAGCGGCUCCAAGUCUAUGGCCAAACUCAUCAACAACGUGUUUGGCAAGAGGAGGAAGUCGGUGUGAUUGUUUCCAGUUGAGUCAGUGGAUGAUCAGCUGAAGGGAUGUUGUGUGUAUGGAGCCACGUUAAAGGGAACUAAGAGGUUACAUGCAGUGUGAGAAAACUGUAGAGUUUAUGCGCAGUGGUCCAAACACCAACCCUGUGUUCACACACUGAGCAACAUGGAUGGUUGGUGGAGAGGUUUGGAUGGUGCCUGCAACUACACAAUUUACAGGCAGAUAUUAGAACAUGUAUUUGGCAACUUCUGUGCUUUUUGUUGCUUUGGUUUCUCUGCUGUGAGCUGAGACAGAUAUUUACUCGAGGAGGAAUUCAACUGUUGUCAUCAAAACAGAGGUUAUAGUUGAAUAGGACAGUGGUUCCCAACCUGAGGGACUGGACCCUGAGAACACGUCACAAGACGAUUAAAAGGACAGUAAAGCAUAAAAACAGACCUUUCUCUGAUGUUUUGUUUUUGUUGUAAACUACAGGUUAGUCUCCCUUCAUCAGCGUUCAAAAAAUAUAUUCAAAGAAACAAAUAAAUAGAACUAGACACCAUCUUGCCAAGCGAUCACAUCAUGACACGCAUCAACAUGUUGACCUUCUGACCCAUGAGUGCUGAGGAGUCAUUACCACAUUAUUACAUGAGUACUCAGCGCUCAUGCGUCGGACCACACCCAUCUUCAAACUUGGCCUUCAUUUUGAUCUCAACUACACAUCUGUCGAGAUUUGUAUCAGUAUCUUGCAAACUGUGAUUUUAUCGUAAUGUCAAAAUCUGUCCACAGACACACACACCUGCCAAAGUCCUCAAUACACCUCUGUGGUAGUUCCUGCUACAGUAGGAGUCUCCAGACACACACACACACACACACAUGCACGCACGCACACACACACACACGCACACGCACACACACACACACACACACACACACACACACACACACACACACACACACACACACACACAUUUAAACAAGUACUAAUUCCAGGUACAAAUAUGAUUAUAUUUUACUCUACAUUUGUCUGACAGCUGUAUUUACUAGUUACUUUUCAGAUUACAAUUUUUCACACCCUUCCUUCUCAUCCAGUGAAAAGUUUGUGAUAUUGAAUUAGAAUUUUUCUGAUGAACUGAAUUGCUCCUCUAUAACUUGAGAAAAUUCUCCUUAUAUAAAUUAUUUCAAAACAACCUUGGAUUAGCUGGAAUAUGCAGCUGAAAACAGUUUUUCUUAGCUCAUAAAAGGCUCUUACAGGUUCCUAUUGGAGAGUCGGCUUUGAUACAAACGCAGUUAUAAAAUUACUGCUGAUUCCAAGAGUAGAUACAGAUACGCUCCAAGCAGCUGGCUGGUUUAUCGCUGUAGCUUUCUCAAAUAAAAGCAGUAACAAACUCAUCCGACAGUUCAUCUGUUCAUCUCGAAACAGAGCCACAACAUGGAGGCCUGCGUGUCUGACUAGUGAUGACAGUAAAUGUUCAGGCUUCGGCCUACCUUACUUAAACCAACAUAUAGUAUUUGUUGAUCUUUCACACAACAGCACAGUGUCCCUCAUCACUGUGCUCACAGUGUGUCACUCACUGUGGACUGACACUGCAGAGUGAACAUGCCGACAUGUCACAUUUGAAGCUUGCUUUAAGCAUCUUGUUGCAGUUGUGUGAUUGGUUACUUUUACUGUUAAACUGCCUCUCUGUAUAAUAACAUGUUAACUCUUCAGUUCUGCUGCUCAGCAGGUUUUAUGUUUUAUGUUUAGAUGAGGGAAAAAACUGUUUGAUGGUCUUUAUUGAUACUUUAAUAAACAUUAUAUUUGUAUAGAACUUU
Messenger RNA from Seriola aureovittata, 2824 nucleotides. RefSeq names its product ras-related and estrogen-regulated growth inhibitor-like protein. Bases 425 to 1042 code for a protein of 205 amino acids. The record is from RefSeq and is a predicted model, not a curated record. The transcript is spliced from 5 exons. Lineage: Eukaryota; Metazoa; Chordata; Actinopteri; Carangiformes; Carangidae. Gene Ontology annotation, molecular function: GTPase activity; GTP binding.